AUGGAUAUUAAGAAUUGCGAAGAUAUUAGUACGCAGCUUUGUAGAAGAGGUUAUUAUUCAGAUAUUAUUAAAGGGACCAAAAUUGUUGAUUUUCUACCUACUGCUUCGAGAAAAAGCAAACUUAUGUGUCAAAUUCGCACGGAACAUCAUAUUCCGAUUGUGAAAGAUAUUGAAAUACAAGAAAUGCAUACUUACCUCGGUGCAGCCGAACGAUGGAUAACUUUCCCUGAAGAUAAGUCUAUCGCUUUUCCAGCGGAGACAUUUCUACCAAAAGUGCAAAUGGAAUAUAUCGUUGGACCAAAGACGCUACCGCGCAACAUUGAGAUGGAAAGAAGACGGAGGGCGUAUAAGAAUCUGAAAAUAGAAGACGCUUUAGAAGCGGAAGGUGUCAAAUCGCAUGACAUGUUACCGCCUGAGAAAAUCCGUGCCUUGCUUUCGUACGAUGAAAAAUACGAUUUGUACUCCAAGGCAAAUUAUUUACCAUUGGAACUGUUUGACGACGAGGAAUAUGAUUGUAGAACGGCAGAGGAAUGGAUAAAUCUUGGCAUCAUCGAUGGUAUUCGUUACCCGUUACCAGCUUUAGUAUUUGUCGAGAAAAUUCUACACAAAGAAAGAAUAUUUGAUCGUGAUGACAAAACGCUCAGUAACUUGUUUGGUUGGUUUAAUGCCGCCGUUACGAAUUAUGAUAACAAGCGGAAACUCUGGUCUGUUCUCACUUUGGAUACUUUCAAGCGGAAAUUUCUCUUACCCAGAAUAUACAUCCGAUUUUAUGGAGAGGACCCCAGGAAGUUUGCCCAAAGAAUAGCUAAUGCCGUCAAACAAAGACAAAUUACUGAAUCCAGAAUUAGAUAUCAGUUUUAUUUGGAUUGCAUGCCAGUAGACAGUAUGCCAACACUCGAUAAGAAUCAACAAGAAGCUAUAGUUUUCUCAGCCACACUACAAGGUUCCUUGAAAUGCGAAUCUGAAUGCAUUCCCAGCUUAAUAGACGAAAUUGUUUUGGAGUAUCGCCGCGUUAUGUGCGACCUUAUGUGGAGAUCUCUCAUGGAGAAACAUCCGGAAACAUUUAAUUUCAUUACGUGGACAGAAAUGAAUCAUAUCUGCGAAUUUGGCACACUGAAAUCGAGAAAGAUUUGCACCGAAAUGAAAGAUUUUACGAAAACGCAAAAUUUUUUCCAUUGGAUAGUAUUAUACGUUGUGCCGGAAGUACACGUAGCCAUGCAGGGCGUAGUCGCCGAAUGUAUUCAUGUGUCAAAUAUGAAUUUAUUCUUCUUGAUUUAUGGAAAAUCAAUAUAUCUGUCGGAAUUCGAAUCGCAACAGAAUCAAGAAAGUAGCACGGUGAUAAAGUUUCUGAAAGAAACGUGGGUGGAAAAUAUUACGAAAUCGAUUAGAUUGUGUUUAAGGGACAUUGGAAAAGGAUCGUUUGAUCUUGAACAACGAAGUCAUGAUGUGUAUAAUGUGGUGAAAUUGAAAAGAUUCAUGGAUCUUAUUAUAUGUAUAAUGCAGAAUGCGCUUCGGAAUUUAGUGGAGAAAUCAAUUGCUCUGUAUUUAGAAAUGCUGGAAACUCCAGCACUUUGUACCUUAAAUAUAGAAGAAAAUUUUACAUGGGGAGACGAUCUCGUAAACACGCCAUUUAAAUCUCCAGUGAACCCUAUUUUCAAUAUUGAUAUCGGAAUGAAUGAUGAAACUGCUUAUUAUUUAACGAAUCUCGAAUCAUUUGAGGAAAUUAUCGUAGAUCUGUUAAACAAUUCCUUGAGUCAAUGUCAUCAAAUUAAACAAGUUCACCCUUUCUUGCUGCCCUUUCUAAAGUUUCCUAAAGAUUUAUAUCUCAGCUCAGUGGGCUUACUGGAAAAGGAAGUUUGCAAAGUUCGCGAUCGUUUGAGAACCGCUUAUCAGAAGUCCGUAAUACCCCUAAUAGCAUACUCAAACGAGUACCAGCAGUAUUUAGAAUUUUAUAAAUUGAACAUUGAAAAAUACGUGGAGGACUUCAAGAAUGCGGAUCAUACCGCUGCGGAAGUCAAAGAUGAAAUAUCCUUUCACUUUAAGAUGAAAUCGGUUCUUGAACUGAAGCUGCCGAAAGAUAUCGUCAUAGGUGCCUUCUGCGUGAAUGUCCGACCUCUCAGACAAUUCUUGAUACAAAAACGACAAAAUUGUUGCACGCAGUUGCUCAUAAUGUUCACUGAGAGCCUAAGAGAGCGGCUCGACGUCGUUUUAUCUGAUUACAUGGAAAUUAGAGCAAGGCUGAAAGCAAAGCCGCUCAAUAUCGAGCAAUUAUUUGAGGAGCAAGAGUGGAUGGAAACCAUACCGCUAACGGUGAAAGGUUUGGAUAAAAUCAUACAGAAGCUGAAGUAUGAAUACGAUAUUCUCGAUCACUUUUGGUGGAAUCUGUCAGAUCAAGACUUCGAAGCCAAAUGGCAAGCCAUCGGUUUUCCUCAGCAAAUACAGUUACAUAUACAAGAGACUAAGGAAUGUUUUGCGAUUGAGUACGACAAAUUCUACAAGGCUCAGGUACAGGAUGAAAUCUUGCUUACGGAGAGAAUCAACACACUCGUGGGAAACGUUACAAACGUAGCGCUGCAAACGGAUAUCAACAGAAUACACGAAAUGGCCAUAGAGGUGAAGAGAAUUUGGAAAAUGAUAAAGGAGUGCCAAGAUACGAGUUUAUUGUUGAACGAGAGACAAAACUUAUUCGGGAUGAACGUGGUGCGGUUUGAGCAAUUGGACCUAUUGAUAAAGGAAUUCGAGCCGUAUCAGAUUUUAUGGAUUACCGCAUCCGAUUGGUUAAAGUGGCAAGAAAUAUGGAUGGAUAAUCCUUUGAUAACCGUCGAUCCUACUCAAAUUGAAAGCAUGGUUAUUGACAUGCACAAAGCUAUGUCGCGUUGCGUGAAAAUAUUCCAAGAGAAUCCAAAGAUAGCCGCUAUAGCGCUCACUAUAAGAGAUCAAAUUGAAGUAUUUAAGCCUUACAUCGGCAUGAUACAGGCUCUGCGAAAUCCAGGAAUGAAGGCGCGACAUUUUGAGGAACUUACUAAGGAAACCGGCAUACAAAUGGAACUUACGCCAACUUUAACUUUUAAGAGCUUAGUCUUAAGCGAUGUGAUGAAAUACGAAGAUACUGUGAAAGCCGUUGCAGAAACUGCAGCGAAGGAAUAUUUGAUAGAAGGUGCUCUCGAUAAAAUGAUGACCGAAUGGGAAACAAUUAUGAUGGAGAUUCUUCCGUAUAAAAAGACUGAUACAUAUAUAAUGAAGAUUUCCGACGAAAUCGCUAUUCUCUUGGACGACGAUAUAAUUAACACUCAGCAUCUAAGUCUCAGUCCUUUCAAAGCUGCCUUUGAGAAUCGAAUCGAUGAGUGGGAAGCUAAAUUGAGAUUAAUUCAGGAAGUGAUUGCGCAAUGGACGGAAGUGCAAAAGCAAUGGAUGUAUUUGGAGCCGAUAUUUUCGUCGGAGGAUAUUAAUCGGCAGUUACCCGUAGAAACGAGAAAAUUCAAUACAAUGCAGCGUAUCUGGAAGCGAAUCAUGAAAAAUGCACAUGCUUACCCAUACAUAAUUACAACAUGCGCGGAUAAAAUUUUAUUGGAGAGCCUAAAGGAAUGCAUGCUGCUGCUAGGAGCAGUCGAGAAAGGUCUGUCAGAUUACCUGGAAACUAAGCGAAUGAUCUUCCCACGCUUCUACUUCUUAAGCGAUGACGAGCUGCUGGAGAUAAUUACCCAGACGAAGCGUAUCCAGGCGGUUCAGCCGCAUCUGAGGAAAUGUUUUGAAAAUAUGAAGGAAUUGAGAUUCGAACAUGAUCUCAGAAUAACGAGAAUGUAUUCCGCUGAGUACGAAGAGGUCACGCUACGACCAUCGAUUUAUCCCGAGGGAAAUGUCGAGAAUUGGUUGGGACUGGUCGAGGACGCGAUGCGCAAUACCCUGCGAGAAUUCAUCAGCGAGGCCCUCGAAAUUGUGGAAACGACAGAGCGAGAGCAAUGGUUAUAUAUGUGGCCAGGCCAGGUGGCUCUUUGCGGAAGUCAGACGUAUUGGACCGCCCAUGUAGAGAACGGUAUCAGGAAAAACGCAUUGUCUGAUUAUUAUAAUCAGAUGUUGUUGCACUUGGAGAUGUUACAAAAAUUAAUACGCAGCCCGCAAACCGAGAUUCAAAGAUUGAUGCUGGAGGCUAUAGUUAUAAUUGAGAUUCACGCCAAGGAAGUUUUGCAUAAACUAAUCCAAGAGAAGAUAAUCAAUGUCAACGAUUUUGAAUGGAUCUCUCAAUUAAGAUAUUACUGGAUUGAUAAAGAUUUGAAGAUUCGCGUAGUAAAUGCUGAGUUUUCGUAUGAAUACGAAUAUUUAGGUAACAACGGUAGGCUAGUAAUUACGCCGUUGACUGAUCGCUGCUAUCUUACACUUACCGGGGCGUUGCAUCUAAAAUUCGGUGGUGCACCUGCCGGUCCAGCGGGCACUGGUAAGACGGAGACUACUAAAGACCUCGCGAAAGCAUUCGCCAUUCAAUGCGUGGUUUUUAACUGCUCCGAUCAGCUGGACUUUCGAUCCAUGGGCAAGUUCUUCAAGGGUCUUGCCAGCACCGGUGCAUGGGUCUGUUUUGACGAAUUCAAUCGAAUCGAUAUCGAGGUUUUGUCCGUCGUAGCGCAACAAAUUAUGACUAUACAAAAGGCACAACAGAUGCGGGCGAGUGAAUUUGUUUUUGAAGGAUUCGAGAUCAUCUUAAAGCCAUCCUGCGCUGUAUUCAUCACUAUGAAUCCUGGCUAUGCAGGUCGGACGGAGUUACCUGACAAUUUGAAGGCACUUUUCCGCCCCGUGGCUAUGAUGGUGCCAAAUUAUAGUCUCAUUGCUGAAAUAUCUUUAUUCUCAUACGGCUUUGUGAAUGCAAAAAGCGUUGCCCAAAAAAUCACGACUACUUUUAAGCUGAGCUCGGAGCAACUAAGCACACAAGAUCAUUAUGACUUCGGCAUGCGUGCGGUAAAGACUGUUAUUGUAACUGCUGGCAAUUUGAAACGGGAGCAGAAAGACCUUGAAGAAGACCAAAUCUGUCUCCGGGCCUUGAGGGAUGUAAAUGUUCCUAAGUUUUUGAAGAACGACUUAAUGUUGUUUAAUGGUAUUGUGUCGGACCUCUUUCCCGGGCUGAUCGAGAAACCAGUAGAUUAUGGGAUCCUGGAAGCAGGCAUUCGCAAAUCUAUUGAACAAAUGGACUUAGAAGACGUUAAUGACUUCGUGAGAAAGGUGAUUCAGCUAUAUGAAACCACGCUGGUGCGCAGCGGAUUAAUGCUCGUGGGUCCAACUGGGUCCGGCAAGACUAAGUGUUACAAAGUCUUAAAACGCACGUGUACAAAUCUAAAAGGUCAAUCACAACCAAAUGGCAAGCCAUUCACAGCAGUUAUCUCGUAUGUAUUAAAUCCAAAGGCCAUAACAAUGGGUCAACUGUAUGGCGAAUACGAUCCCAACACACACGAAUGGACAGACGGAAUAUUGCCAACUUUAAUACGAACAGUUAUAACUGCAGCGGAUCAUGAUAAACAUUGGUAUAUUUUUGAUGGACCGGUCGAUGCAGCUUGGAUCGAGAAUAUGAAUAGCGUCCUAGACGAUAAUAAAAAGCUUUGUCUUACAUCAGGGGAGAUAAUAAAGCUAUUACCAACUCAAAUCAUGAUAUUCGAAGUAUCGGAUCUUCGAGUGGCAUCUCCGGCUACUGUAUCUAGAUGUGGUAUGGUAUACGUAGCAUCGGAAAAUUUGGGUCUGCAACCUUUAAUCAAUUGUUGGAUACGAUCGCUGUCAGACACGAUGAGCGAUUACGUCGAAGAAAUAACAAAUUUAACAGCUCAACUAGUGCUUCCCGGCCUGAAGUUUGUACGGGAAAAUAUACGAGAAAUCAUGCAUACGGUAGAUUCCGCCAUUAUUCAAUCUUACAUUAAUCUAAUGAACUUCAGAAUCGGACCGAUGGCCGGUCGCGAAGGAAAAGCGCCACCAGCGGAUUUGCUGUCGCCUUGGGUAGCUUUCGCUGUCGUUUGGGGAUUAGGUGCUACUUGCGACUACAAAAGUAGACCUAUAUUUAGUGACUGGCUGAGAGAAAUACAAAAGAAUGCUCAACAUAAAAUGCCAUUUCCAGAAGAAGGACUUGUAUUCGAUUAUAGAUUACACGAUGGUGGAUUCACCGAUCCUAUCGAAGGUCAAGAACCAAUCCCACCGAAGUGGUACAAGUGGAUGGACGGAAUUCCACUCAUCAGAAUAAUGCCAGAAACAAAAUACGCCGACAUCGAAGUUCCAACUAAGGACAACGUGCGAAAUGCCGCAUUAAUCGAAUAUCUUCUCAUUAAUGAAACAAAUAUCCUCUGCGCGGGUCCAACCGGAAGCGGCAAAACUUUGACGAUUUUGACAAAAUUAUCACGUAAUAUGCCGAAAAAAUAUAUUUGCGACUUCGUGAAUUUCUCGGCGCGAAUCACGGCGGGCCAGACGCAAGAUUUAAUUGACGCCAAAUUGGACAAGAGACGUAAAGGCAUUUACGGGCCGCCGAUUUUAAAAAGGCAAAUUUUUUUCAUCGAUGACUUGAACAUGCCAGCGCUGGAUGAAUACGGCGCCCAACCACCAAUUGAAUUAAUUCGUCAGUUUAUGAACUCAAAGGGAUGGUACGACAAAAAAGAUAUCGGAUCCUUCAGACUGAUGGAGGACGUAAAUUUUGUCGCAGCUAUGGGGCUUCCCGUGGGAGGUGGAAGAAACCCAAUAACUGCCAGACUUAUACGACAUUUCCAUAUUAUUGCGUUUCCAGAGAUCGACGAGGACGCCAAAUCGCACAUCUUUAAAACAAUUCUUAACUCGUGGCUGUCAAAUACACCGCAACUAGAAAACAUGCUGGAUGAUAUAGUGGACGCUACUUUAAAAGUUUUUGCAAUUACGUGCAGCCAAAUGUUACCAACUCCCAAUAAAUCUCAUUAUACUUUUAAUCUUCGCGAUUUGAGUAAGGUGUUCCAAGGUGUACUUAUGGCGGACGCAACGAAAAUGCUAACUCGCGAGAAAUUAUUAUUACUCUGGUAUCAUGAAAAUAUUAGAGUCUUCAGUGACCGAUUGAUUGACGACGAAGAUAGAAAAUGGUUCGAUCAAUUCUUGCGGGAUAUAUUAACCGAAAAGUUCCAUUGUGACGUUGAUAAUUUUAUUGGGAAGGAAAUGUUAUUUUAUGGUGACUUUCUUAGCACAGCAAGAGAAUAUGAACAGAUAACAGAUAUAGAAAAAAUGGAAAAAACUUUACUCGAUUUCUUGGAAGAUUAUAAUAGUACAAUGAUGUCGUCGAUGCAGUUAAUAUUAUUUGAAGAUGCAAUAAAUCAUAUUUGUAGAAUCUUGCGGAUUCUUCGACAAUCCAGAGGAAAUGCCUUAUUAUUAGGAAUGGGUGGUUCAGGACGUCAAAGUCUGACAAAACUUGCAACGCACAUCCAAGAAUACAGCUGUUUCCAGAUUGGAAUCAACAAAGCUUAUACGAUUCAUGAUUGGCGAGAAGAUAUCAAAAAUUUAAUGUUAAAGGUGGGAUUGCGGAAUCAACCUAUCGUCUUUCUCUUUUCUGAUACGCAGAUAAAGGAUGACUUUAUGUUGGAGGAUAUGAACAAUAUUUUGAAUAGUGGCGAUGUUCCGAAUAUAUAUCAACCUGAUGAAAUAGAUAAAAUUUAUCAAGCAAUGCGAGCACCAGUACAAGAGGCUGGGCUACAGAUCAAUAGGAGUAAUCUUUUUUCCACUUAUCUGAAGAGAAUCAGAAACAGCUUGCACAUUAUCAUUGCAAUGAGCCCGAUAAGAGAUAUAUUUCGCGCUCGCAUCAGACAAUUUCCGGCGCUAGUAAAUUGCUGUUCAAUUGAUUGGUUUUGCCCCUGGCCGGAUACUGCACUUCAGAGCGUAGCGAUGCAUCUUCUGUCGGAUAUCAAAGACAAAUCGAUCACGGAUAAAACUUUGCGAUCUAUCGUAAGGAUAUGUCAGUGCAUGCAUUCGAGCGUGAUCGAUGCCAGUGAUCGCUUCCUGAAAGAGCUGGAACGUCAUAAUUACGUCACUCCUACGUCGUAUUUGGAAUUGCUGUCCAUUUAUGGCGAUCUUCUAAAAAAGAAGAAAGACGAAUUAAAUUCUUCGUUGGCUCAUUUAUCCACCGGAUUGAACAAAUUGGCGGACACAGAAGCAGAGGUUAAAAAUAUGCAGGAGCUAUUAAAACGUAUGAAACCUGAGAUAGAAAAAGCAACAAAAACUACAGAGGAAAUGAUACAAGAAAUUACUCGAGACACGAUUGAUGCAGAAGAAGCCAAGGUGAUAGCGAUGCAACAAGAAGCGGUGACAGCACAAAUGAAGGAAGAAAAUCAAGUGAUCAGAGAUGAGGCGGAGUCCGAUUUAAAUGAAGUAAAACCGUUGCUUGAAGCUGCCGAGGCCAGCCUAAAAGCAUUAAAUAAAAAUGAUAUUACGGAAGUAAAAGCGAUGAAAAGACCGCCAGUAGGGGUGCUUUUAGUGAUCGAAGCAUUGUGCAUUGUGAACAACGUACAACCACAUAAGCUUCCUGGAAAAUUUCCCGGCGAAAAAAUAUUAGAUUACUGGACCCCUGGAAGUCAGCUGCUAGCAGACCCAAUUCAUUUUUUGUACACAAUGGAGCAUUUUAAGAAGGAAGAUAUCACGGAGGAAAUGAUACAUAAACUCAAGGAUUAUAUAGAAAAUCCAAACUUUGAACCAUCCAAGGUACUUCAAGUCUCGAAGGCUUGUCAUUCCUUGUGCUUGUGGAUCCACGCAAUGUACAACUACUAUUUUGUAAAUAAGAAAGUGGCGCCCAAAAUGGCUGCUUUGGCAAAAGCCGAGGACAUCUUGGCUAAAACCGAAAUAGCCCUUGCAGAAGCUAUGGGGAAACUGCGGGAGAUAGAGGAAGGUAUCGAGAAGUUGCGAAUUCAAUUGAAUGAGAAAGAAGCGAAAAGGGUCGACUUAGAGAACCAAAAACAGCUAUGUGAGGAACGAAUGGGGAAUGCCGUAAGACUGAUUGUGGGUCUGUCAGACGAACAGAAGCGAUGGAUCAUCAUGGUAGGCGACAUAAAAGUGUCCUUAACGAAUGCUGUUGGUGACAUACUUCUGUCGGCAGGCGCGAUAGCGUAUUUGACGCCCUUUACGGACACCUACCGCCAGGAACUCCUAGCAAUCUGGUACAACGCUCUCGGCGACGACGUGCCUCAUACUCCGGGCUGUAAGCCGGUAUUGACACUUGGCAAUCAGGUGGAGAUAAGAAAUUGGCACAUUAAUGGCUUGCCGAGGGAUGCCCUAUCCGUGGAAAAUGCGGUUCUCGUAAUGAAUUCAAAGCGAUGGCCUCUUUUCAUUGACCCUCAAUCGCAGGCGAAUAAAUGGAUACGCAAUAUGUACAAGCAAAUCGGACUUGUAAUAGUAAAAAUAACAGAUAAGAAUCUUUUACGCGUCAUUGAAAAUGCUAUACGUAUCGGAAAACCCUGUUUAAUCGAAAACGUCGGUACCGAAUUGGAGGCUGGCCUAGAUCCGAUUCUUCUGCGUUCGUUAUUCAUGCAUGCCGGACAAUUAAGUAUCAAAAUUGGCGAAAGUAUUGUACCUUAUAACUUCGAUUUUCGUCUUUAUCUAACUACGAGAUUAUCAAAUCCACAUUACACUCCGGAUAUAGCGAUAAAAGUGCUGAUAGUCAACUUUGCACUCACUGUAAGUGCUCUUGUGGAUCAGAUGCUCUCUCUAGUCACGAUACAAGAACGUCCUGAUCUCGAACAGGAAAGGAACGCGCUUAUUGUGUCAAGUGCUAAAAUGAAACACGAUCUGGCUGCGAUCGAAGAUAAAAUUCUUUACAGACUCACGAUAUCCGAAAAAUCGGUAGUUGACGACAUUGACCUAAUUCUUAGCUUGGAGGCUUCGAAAAUCAAGAGUGAGGAAAUCAAGAUAAAAAUGAAAACUGCCGAACUUACGCAAAUAAAUAUCGAUUUAACAAGAUCAUUAUAUAUGCCAGUAGCAAAUCGGGCACAGAUACUAUUUUUUUGUAUCGUUGAUCUUCAAUGUAUCAACAUCAUGUAUCAAUAUUCUCUGGAAUGGUUUAUCGUAAUAUUCAACAACAGCAUAGUAAAUACCAAAAAAGAUAACGAUAUCAAUAAACGAAUCGCAAACAUCACUGAGUGUUUCACGUCUGCGCUCUUCUCGAAUGUAUGUCGCAGUUUAUUCGAAAGACACAAAAUGCAUUUCGCUUUUCUCGUUUGCGCACGUAUUCUCUUGGACGACAAAAGAAUCGAUUCGAAAGUUUGGCGACAUUUUCUUACUACAGUCACGCCAACACGGGAAUUGCCAAAUCCCGCUCCAGAAUGGAUUACCUCAAGAUGUUGGAAAGAGAUUCAAGCUCUAGAAAAACUUUCAAAGUUUGACAAAUUCGUCACACCUUUCCAAUUUUCUUUAAUCCAAUUUAAACGCAUAUUUGAUACUCAAGAAGCACAUUUAGCACCAUUUCCCGAACCAUGGGAGACAAAACUCGACGAUUUUGAAAAGUUGCUGAUACUCAAGUGUCUAAGACCCGAUAAGCUUAUCAACGCAAUACAAAUCUUUCUGACGAAGACGAUUGGUCGACAAUUUGUCGAACCGCAAGUAACGGAAUUGUCGACGAUUUAUGAGGAAUCAUUACACAGCACCCCAAUUGUCUUUAUCUUAUCGCCCGGUACGGAUCCGGCCACGGAGUUAUAUAAAUUUGCCGACAAGCUAGAGAUGAGCGAAAAAUUGUAUUCGAUAUCUCUUGGCCAGGGUCAAGGACCCAUGGCACAGGCCUUGUUAAAACAAUCAAUGGAGAUGGGCACUUGGGCUUUUUUUCAAAAUUGUCACUUGGCACCAAGUUGGAUGCCGCAACUCGAAUCUCUCGCUGAAACAUUAUCACAGGAAAAUGUUCACCGAGAUUUUCGAUUGUGGUUGACAUCCGCACCCUCUCCCGAUUUUCCCGUCAAUAUUCUUCAAAACAGCAGUAAAAUGACGAUAGAACCACCGCGAGGUAUAAAGGCUAAUAUGCUUCGCGCGUAUCUGACACAAGUGACAGAACUGCAAGAAUUUCUGGAAUCUGAUUAUCCAAAAACUCCUCUAUUUAAGUGGCUUAUAUUCUCACUUUGUAUGUUCCACUCCGUAUUACUCGAAAGACGAAAAUUCGGCCCACUUGGCUUCAAUAUACCUUAUGAAUUUACAAACGGAGAUUUAGCUAUAUGCUUGUCGCAACUACACAUGUUUCUUAUGGAAUAUGAUACUUUGCCAUUUAAGGUUCUCAUAUAUACUGCUGGACAUAUUAAUUACGGUGGACGAAUAACAGACGAUUGGGAUCGCCGAUGUGUUCUGACACUUCUCGAAGAUUAUUAUAAUGCCGAUGUUGUCUCCCCAGAUUAUCAAUUUGACGAAGAAAACAUAUAUCAUCAGCUACCAGCUGCAGCGUCAUUCAACGAUUAUCUAGAGUAUAUAAAGGGUCUUCCUUUAAACGACGACCCGUCACUGUUUGGCAUGCAUUCAAACGCCGAUAUAACAUGUGCUCAAACAGAAGCGUAUACUUGCCUCGCAACUUUAUUAGUCACGCAACCCAAAGAAAUCGGUAUUGCAGCUGCGAGUAUUGAGGAAGAAACGAUACAAAUAACUAACAGCAUGUUGGCCACAAUGCCAAAACUAUUUGAUUUAAUCGCAAUGGAAGCGAGAUAUCCUAUAUUGUACAAAGAAUCUUUUAAUACUGUAUUAUUACAAGAAGCCAAACGGUACAACGACUUACUUGAAAUCAUGCAAACAACGUUGCAAAAUCUUUUGAAAGCUUUGAAAGGUUUAAUCGUUAUGUCGGAGCAGCUCGAAAUGAUAGCUACCAGUCUUCUUAACAAUAAAAUACCCGCGUAUUGGCAAAGCAGGAGUUACCCUUCUGUAAAACCUUUAGCCGCAUGGUUCCUUGAUUUAAAGGAGAGGAUAAAAUUUAUAAGCGAUUGGCGAGAUCACGAUAUACCUUCUGCAUUUUGGAUAUCAGGUUUCUACUUUCCUCAAGCUUUCCUAACUGGCACCUUACAAAACUUUGCACGCAAACACAGAGUAUCCAUUGACACAAUCGAUUUUAGCUACGAGGUUUUAACUUCCAAACCAAUGCAAAGACCAUCGGACGGUUGUGUUAUUUAUGGUCUUUUCCUCGAAGGUUGUCGAUGGAAUGGAAAUUAUCUCGCAGAAUCUUUACCAAAGGAAUUAUUCACUGACAUGCCGCCAAUUCUUCUGUUACCAGAAAUUAAUCAUGUAAUUCCAUCACAUGGAAUUUAUAUCUGUCCUAUAUAUAAAACUAUCGAGCGCUCUGGAACUUUAACAACAACGGGACAUUCCACAAAUUUCAUUCUAGCGAUGGAAAUUCCUGCUGACAAACCGCAAUCGCACUGGAUAAAAAGGGGUGUGGCAUUGAUAUGUGCCUUAGACUAUUAGCAUUUCUUGCGUCCACUGUAUGCCGUACAAUUUAUGAUUUGUGUGA
This is a messenger RNA of Cataglyphis hispanica, 12436 nucleotides long. RefSeq names its product dynein axonemal heavy chain 1-like. Gene Ontology annotation, cellular component: dynein complex. The transcript has 60 exons. NCBI's taxonomy places the organism in Eukaryota, Metazoa, Arthropoda, Insecta, Hymenoptera, Formicidae. Gene Ontology annotation, molecular function: ATP hydrolysis activity; dynein light intermediate chain binding; minus-end-directed microtubule motor activity. Gene Ontology annotation, biological process: microtubule-based movement. The coding region runs from base 1 to 12390 and encodes 4129 amino acids. The record is from RefSeq and is a predicted model, not a curated record.